Molecule: messenger RNA, 4099 nt
Organism: Hylaeus volcanicus
Lineage: Eukaryota; Metazoa; Arthropoda; Insecta; Hymenoptera; Colletidae
Gene: Chi
Product: LIM domain-binding protein 2
Exons: 9
Coding region: 1800-3875 (691 amino acids)
Biological process (GO): positive regulation of transcription by RNA polymerase II; negative regulation of transcription by RNA polymerase II; nervous system development
Cellular component (GO): nucleus; transcription regulator complex
Molecular function (GO): LIM domain binding
Source: RefSeq, a predicted model, not a curated record
GGCCCUAGAGCUCUUCUUUCCCCAACUUCUUCCGUAUUCCUAUUCUUUCAAUUCGUAUAGAAAAGAAUACCAGGUAGCCAAUCAUCAGUUUUACAGUUAGAAAACGCUCGGAGUGGCCGCGCGGAAAAUCGGCCGAGAAAAUGGAAAAGGACGGAAAAGGUAAAGGGUUCCGGGGCAACAGGGGUGGCACGCAAAGUCUCACGUUGAUUGCGUGGACACCGGGCAUCGGGCGCUCACGUGGCUCCCCACCUUUCCGGCGUGCGUGAGCCCGCUCCCUUCCGACGCUCCUUUCGCCGUGGCUUCGCUUCGGUUUCCCCCACUCCGUGUCCUCGCGUGGCUGUUCCCCUCCAUCCAGACGACGGCGGACUGUCCUCCAAAGCUCGAGUGCGACGGCAGCGCCGCGACGCCUGCCGCUCCGCAGUAACGCGAUUGCUCUCGUCGAGUGUACAGGCGUUCGCGGUCCGUACCGCUCGUUGCUUCGUGACACGCACCGCGCGUUUGUCCCGCGUCACCGUGUUUUCUCUUGUUCGUUCCCCGUAGUGUCGAUCGCGUGUCGGUGGCUCGAGUGUUCUCAGUGAUCGUACCCCCGACGGUAGUUUAGUGAUACGAAGAAGCAAGCCAUUCCCUCGGCGAGGGAACGAAUUCCCCGAGGUGGACGGGUUCGGGUGUCGGAGUCGAGCAAUCGGGAGUCUCGUAUCGCGAUCGAACCGCUUGCCAGCGAUCGUCCUGCGUCUCGGAGCGUCGCGGACUAUGCCGGAACGCGGUCAGCCGGUUGCUCGAAAGCAACGUGCCCGUCCGAGCCUGAUGUUUGGGUCGCCCAGUGGUGACUGAAACCGCGAUACGGGAUGCAAAAGAUCCCGCGGGUGUCGGCGGCGAGCGUUGCCAGAAGGAGGAGAGGAAGGGCGGCAGGAUGGGCGGGAGACGAAGAGUGCUGUUGGUCCGCGACGUAGGUGUGCACCGGGACGCCGACGACGUGACGGCCACGUGCCCCCGCGGAUGCGUCGAUGGCCGUUGGCAUUAACUGCGUUAGUAGUACUAACUCGGUACUCGUCCCGUAGGUAGUUAGUCGAGCGAUACGGUCAACGCACAACCGUGUUCUCAGCGUGUGGCAUAAACAGGAUUGCCAAGUGUGUGAUUUCGUAGUGUGCCUGUGAUUUCUUACUAAAGUGCACCGUGACUUCGGGGAUCUUUGGUGUUCUUUGUUCGUCGAGGUAGUUUUAACGCAAGACUUGUAUGCAAUAUCGCUCCGUGGUUUGAUAAACGCGAACAGGUGGCAGUGUAUCUCGAUUAAGGUCGCAGAUCGAAUCCAGCGAAGAAGAGGAACGCUGGCGCGUAACGGUGGACUCGUCACGGGAUGUUGAUACGAGAAACGUGCAAGAGUAUCGAGAAACUUGAAACGCUUGACACACGAGGUGUGCCGUCCCUUCCGUCCGACGUGCCCGUAUCGAGGACACGUGGUUGCUCCGGUUGACGCGCGUAGCGUGUAUACAGGAAAGUGCAAGUACUUGGAUGAGCUUCUAAGCAGGGUCUAGUUUCGGAGCUUAACUCUUCGUCGACUACGUACGGUGUAAAUUGGACGCGGGAGGACCACUGGAGGUGCGCGAUACGACUAGAUCAGAGUUUUGGUAGAAUCUUAUCGGUGAAAAUUUGUUGGAUCGUGAACAUCUCGUGUCGAUCGUCGAGAUCAGGGAAGGAGACGGUUCGGAAUCGAGGAGGGACAGAUUCCCGCGCUCGUACCCUAGUCAUCCGACCGGCGGGAGUUCGAGGAGAGGGUUAAGAGCGUCGUGGAGGGGGGAGUGAUGCCGGUAAGGGUGGCACAGCGCCCCCCAGGUGGAAUACCACUCCACGCCGGCGUGCCGGUAGCGCCCAGCAGCGUAACCGCCCCCGGUCCGUCGGGCCGGUGCCUCGGGGGCCCGGCAGCGCCUCCCGCCGGCUCGCCACCGCUGCCGCCGUCCUUGCAAUCCUUCGGCGGCGGCGUGAGCAACGCCAGCAGCAGCGCCCCUGGCGCCGCAAGCAACGGCAACACCAACGGUAACGCCGGGAACAACGGCCUGAACAACAACAUUGUCGGCCUGAACAACAAUUUAGUCGGCGCGAACAACAACAUCGGCAGCAACAGCGGCCUAGGCGUCAACACGACAAGCGGCGCCACGAAUCCCUUGCAGGCGAUGGCGUCGGCAGCGGCCUCGCUAACACAACUUAACAACAUGGCGAACGGACCGCUGCCGCCGCUAGGGGCCACAGGACCAACCGGACCACCUAGUUUACCUCCGCCUCAGCCCGCCACCACGCCGACUCAUGGGGGUCCGCCGACGCCGCACGCCGGCGUCACCGGUGGACCCCAUCUAAACGGGGCUUCUCCGAGCCCUCACCCCAUGCCACCCCAUGGAAUGAUGAGCGGUUCUCCUCACGCUCCGCACCCCCAUAUGGGCGGCGGAGGACCCUCGCCUCAUCCCCAUCACCCCGGUCCUCACAUGGUCGGCUCGCCGCACCACCCUGGACCGCAUCCCAUGGGCCCCGGCGCUGGCAUGAUGGGCCCGGCUGGUAUGCAGCCUCAGGGGGCGCCCGGGAUGUGCGGUCCAGGACCUACCGGCCCGAUGGGGCCCCAUGCUCAUCCGCAAGGACCCGGUGUACCUGGACAGCCCCACAUGCACAACGACCCCUUCUACUGCUCGCCUUUCGGAUCCCACUACUUCAGAUCGUUGCCUGUCCCCAGGAGGCAUACUCCGUACUUUGGCCAGCCGGACUACAGGCUCUACGAGUUGAACAAGAGGUUACAGCAGCGCACCGAGGAAAGCGACAACCUUUGGUGGGACGCAUUCGCGACCGAAUUCUUCGAAGACGACGCGACCUUGACCCUCACGUUCUGCUUGGAGGAUGGACCCAAGAGAUACACGAUAGGCAGGACGUUAAUACCUAGGUACUUCCGCUCAAUAUUCGAGGGCGGAGUGACGGAACUUUACUACAAUUUGAAGCACCCGAAGGAGUCAUUUCACAAUACCAGCAUAACCCUCGACUGUGAUCACUGCGUUAUGGUCACGCACCAUGGGAAACCAAUGUUCACGAAGGUAUGCACGGAGGGUAGAUUAAUAUUGGAAUUCACCUUCGACGACCUUAUGAGGAUAAAGUCGUGGCACAUGUCGGUGAGGACGCACAAGGAGCUAGUGCCUAGGUCCAUGGUCGGUAUGCAACAGGACCCGACGGUGCUCGAGCAGCUCAGCAAGAACAUCACCAGGCAGGGCAUCACCAAUUCCACCUUGAACUACCUUAGGUUAUGCGUGAUCUUGGAGCCGAUGCAGGAGCUAAUGUCGAGGCACAAGGCGUACGCGUUGUCACCGCGGGACUGCUUGAAGACGACCUUGUUCCAGAAAUGGCAGAGGAUGGUUGCCCCGCCGGGUAAGAGAGAGUCCCAGAGGCCGGCCAGCAAAAGAAGAAAGCGGAAGGGCAGCACGUCGGGCCCGGGGAACAACGCGCCCCCGGCGCCGAGCAAAAAGAGAUCGCCGGGGCCUAAUUUUUCUCUGGCGUCGCAGGACGUGAUGGUUGUGGGUGAACCGUCGCUGAUGGGAGGCGAUUUCGGCGACGAAGACGAACGGUUGAUCACGAGGUUGGAGAACACCCAAUACGACGCCGCGAACAGUCUGGAUCCGCACAGUCACGACACGUCCGGUGGACCACCCCCGCAUCCUCACCAAUUCCACUCGGAACCGACACCGGGGAACUCUUGGCCGCCAGAUCGUGGUCCUGGCCCGCCACAGGGAGGACCCGGUAGCCAGGGUGUGCAAGGCGGCCAGGGUGGGGCGCAGUCAGGUGUACAGGGAUCGCAGGACAACAGUCAGCAACAACAAGACAAGAAGAGCCCCGCGGUGAGCCAGUGAGGCCAGGAGUCCCCGCGCCCCCCCACCAGGGGGCGACGGGGGCGCAGGCCCAAGAACGUGGCUCCCUAGCGGGGCGAGAACUCUAACCUCCCCGGCGCCUACCUGGCCUCGUCAGGCCCCGCGGCCGGCCGGCUGUCCCACGUCGGCGUGCACCCGUUGGCCUGUCAUCACCAGACCGGGCUGUCGAGCCACCACGCGGAACAGCACGUGCAAUUGAGCCACGC